Molecule: messenger RNA, 1775 nt
Organism: Moneuplotes crassus
Lineage: Eukaryota; Ciliophora; Spirotrichea; Euplotida; Euplotidae
Source: the annotation of a GenBank genome assembly
UUUAAAUAAAUCAAUGGAUGAGUUUCAUCAGGUGUUCAAUGAUGAAGAGAAAUCACCUUCCAUCAACGAAGAUCCAGGCCAAGGUCUUGAGUACUCUGACCUUAUGCGAAACAGCUGUUUUCCGUGGAAAAUGCAGAGGAACGAUAUUGACGAUUGAGUUAAUCUUGAGAUAAAUAUUGGCAAACACAAAGAAAGUGCCCAAAGUGAUGACUUUAGUAGAAGAGAGAAAAAAGAAAUAAAAGGAAAUAAAUUAUAAAAACAAUUCAUCGAUUUACUAAUAAUUUGGCAAGAAACCAACAAGUUAACAUCAUUCUUACCACCAAUAAUGCACCAAACACAGGGCUUGGAGGUGAAGAAGGGAAUCUAUCUGGUCAAGAGCAAAUUCCUGAUGGAAAUGAUAGCUGUUCUACAAAUGACUCAGUAUUUGACCAGGAAGGAGACCAAAGUCAGCAUAACAUAAAUAUUUCUGAUACAAUGAGUCCCUUUAAGAACCAAGAUAUGAGCGCUAAUUUUUCAAAGCCUCCGUUACCAAGAGAGGAAAGGAAACACCUAGCUGAUGACCUUGAUAUGCCUCCUGAAGAAUAUGAGCAAUACAAGCGCGACAUACUCAAAGAUUUAGAGAAAGAGAAACGGAAUAAUAAUUACCAAGAGAUGAACGAUAUGAUCCUUAAUGGCAUCGGAAAUAACUCCAAGAUCCCAGGACUGGACUUUUCCAGAGACUUAGAGCGAGAGGUACCCUGUAAAAAUAAUACCUCCCGAGAAGAAAACGAAGCUAUAGAUAUCAGCCAUGUCUCUGACGUUAACAAGAACAUGGAGGAUGUCAAAGAGCUUAAACGACUCCUCUACCUGGCUAAAAUGAAGUUUAGGAAAGAAUAUUCUGAUCCUAAUGGUAACAAACAGAAAAAUUUAAAAAUAAGAAAGAAAAUAAAGAACCCCAAGAGAUCUAAAGGAGGCUAUCUGAAGAAAAGCUCUAGAGGGAAUAUGCCUAAAAGCCGCAAAAAGAGAGUCUUUCCAGGAGACAACCUCUUUUCUUAUGAAUAUCCAAGCGACAGAGCCAAGGCAUCAACAGGGCAAAGUAAGAGAAAUAAGAGGUCAAGAGACCAAUUGGGUAUGAAGCGUUCAAUUUUCCCUGAGAAUAACUAUCCAAGCCUUGAGAAUGAUAAAAGGAGAACCUUCUUUGGAGAUAUGGGAAGUAAUGUUAAAAUAAACCCUCUAAACAGAGAAGGAUACAAAACUGAUAAUUUUAAUCCAAAUGUAAAUCUUGUCAAGAGCUCAUCUACAAAGUUUUAUUCUGAUUAUCAACAUGCCCCAAACUACAAUAUUGAUCAUACAUUUCCCAAAAGAGUGAAGACAAGGCAACAGACUAGGCACAAUGAUAGAGACAAGAACAGGAAGUUAGUCUGGUGGAAUCCUCCAGCUAAGACCAGUACCAAUACUUUUCUUCCAAUCGACUCGAACAAGGCAACUAUGAGUAUUGAGGGCAACAAGAAGAUAAUCAACCCAAAGAGUUUACAAUCGAUCAAAGGCCGUCGUAAAAGAUUAGGGACUGCCCAAGUUGGCCAGAGAAGCAACAAUCCUAUCUAUUUAAAAGGAAUGAACAUUGAGAAGAACAAGCACCACUUCUUUAGUGAGUUCCAGAAAGUCAGUGCCAGUGUUGUCAGAAAGCCCAGCGUGACAGAUUCAAGGAUGGACAAGAUAAACUUCUUGCAGAAGGUGCGCCAGCCAUACCAGAACAGAGUAUUUUAGAAGAGAUAGAGCCAUUUAGUCUAAUUUAU